AUGGGUAUCUCUUCAGCAUCACAAGCUCAGCAGGCUCAGAUUGAGCGACAUGACUAUCCGCAAUAUCAGCAAAACUUCUCGGCACCAAGUGCGCCGUACUAUACAGAGAAGAAAGAGCCCACUGCAGAGGUACGACCAGUUUCGCAGUACAAUGAAGGAGAGACGGAAGAACAACCGGAAGAAGCAACCUGGAACCCUGGCUUCUUGAAGCGUUUCCCAUGGCUCGGCCUCGGCGCUCUGUUGCUCGUCCUCAUCUGUCUUGCGGGCAAUUGCAUCAUCCUCGCAGUAUCUAAUGGCAGACCUCAAGGCGAUCAGACAUGGAAGCAGAUGUACCACGACGGUCUUGCCAAGGGCCGAUGGCCAAAGCAGAUCCGCCCAUCGGUCAUUAUAUCACUGCUCAACAGUGUCGCUGGUCUUGCUUUCUCUCUGGCUAUUGCGAAUGGUGUUGCGAUUGCGUGGUGGCGCAAAGUACUGAAGGGUUCGACGAUCCAGGAUUUGCAUAAGUCGUGGAGCUUCAGCUCAAGCGUCAAGGCUGCUGCCCUUGCUGGGAAGGGGUUCAAUGUCAUUGCGUUGGCUGCUUUGGUUGCCAAGCUCACCAUAAUCGAUGGCAUCCUCAUGCAAUCAGCCACCAUCACGGAGAUUGUGGAUGACAAGCCGAACACGAAAGCUACAAUCCAGGCCUGGGCAAACACCACUUUCCCAGUCACGGCUACUUCCAGCGCCCGCAGUGGCAACAAUGCGCAAGUCAUGGACUUCCUCACUGACGAGGUUUUCACCUGGGAGCAGAGCCCAAGGGUGCUUCCAUAUGUUGGCUUCAAGGGAUGCGACAAUGCUACGUGCUUAACCACAAUAGCGGCUGCAGGGUUCGAGUUUGACUGCGGCGAGGCAAUAGAGACGCCUCUUAACUUAUCGCAGGUCCUUUCGCCUGGCCGUACCGCUGAUGGCUACUCAAUCCCCAAGACCGAGUCAAUAUUCGACAUCUCCUUCGAACAGACUACCGAGGUCUCCACUCAGUCUGACGGAACACAAGUCAGCGCUCCAGCUCUGCUCAUGAAGAUCUCGUAUCUUCAAGCGAAGGACAUUGGCGACAGCUCUGCGGACCCCUCGACCUACGAGGGCUGUCCAGGAACAUUGUACAACCAGACCUGCACUCUGAGGCCUGCCGUGGUUGACUACCCGGUGGUCCUAGAGAACUAUGAAGGAGAGCGGCCUUUCCAACAAGUCAAGCUUGCAACCAAGGAUUCUCAGUACGGACCCGUUCUGGACUUCGAUCCUGCUCGUAAACAACAGAGCGGCUUCACUGUCAAGAAUCUCGUGACGUUGGACCCGGAAUUCGGAAUUGGUGCAGUCCAGCGUCUCGGCGGCCUCUAUCUGGCAUUCAACACCUACUUGGGCGGUCACUCUAACGCUAGCUACGAUGGCAUCGCGGGAUACUCCCAGUACCCGACCGGCAAGGCACAAUCCUACGUCUUCCAGAACUUCGGCGGCCAGAAAUGCGGCGUUGUCUACAACAACCCAAUGAAGCCCGACGUUUCGAAACGUAACGUGCAAAGCAUUGUCGCCAUGAUCAACGAAGUCAUGUUCGCCAUCUCCAUGGACGUCAGCGAGACGAAUCCCGAUAACAAGCGUGUCUACGCAGACUAUCCAGCCGUUAUCUACACCGAAAGCAUCCACUUCAAGACGCGCUGGCUCUUCAUGGUCGGCGCUAUCAUGUCGACUGUGUUCUGCAUCAUCUGCGUUUUGCCCACAUAUUGGGGCUACUGGCAGCUGGGCCGCAACGUCAGUCUCGGACCUUUCGAGAUUGCACAUGCUUUCCGUUCGCCAAUGACUGCGCAGGCAGGGAACAAGCCGAUCGAUCAAGUCAUGGAUACCGUGGGACACCAGAAGGUGCAGUAUGGUCAUAUUGUGUCAGGUGAUGCGAGGGGUGUGCUUGGUGUGGCCGAGCCUGAGUAUGUGGCGGGUAUGCCUAGGAGUGCGAAGCAGGACUUUCGUGAGAAAAUUCUGAGGAGAGGCGCUACUCAGUAG
This is a messenger RNA of Fulvia fulva, 2025 nucleotides long. RefSeq lists its product as uncharacterized. The transcript has 4 exons. NCBI's taxonomy places the organism in Eukaryota, Fungi, Ascomycota, Dothideomycetes, Mycosphaerellales, Mycosphaerellaceae. The coding region runs from base 1 to 2025 and encodes 674 amino acids. The record is from RefSeq and is a predicted model, not a curated record.